This is a messenger RNA of Dreissena polymorpha, 469 nucleotides long. RefSeq names its product cardioacceleratory peptide receptor-like. The transcript is spliced from 3 exons. The record is from RefSeq and is a predicted model, not a curated record. Bases 119 to 469 code for a protein of 116 amino acids. Gene Ontology annotation, molecular function: G protein-coupled receptor activity. Gene Ontology annotation, biological process: G protein-coupled receptor signaling pathway. Gene Ontology annotation, cellular component: membrane. Lineage: Eukaryota; Metazoa; Mollusca; Bivalvia; Myida; Dreissenidae.
UGUCGGGUUCACACUUCUGCUCGUAUUCUUCAUUCCAUUCCUCGCUGUCUCCGUCUGCUACACUGGAAUCACGCUUGUUGUCUGGAAGCACUGGCGGGAAAGCAAAAAUCUUACAGAAAUGAACUCCAUAUUGGAAGAUUCAACUUUUAAGCCAUGUCAUAAAACUAAAAACAGUGGUUUACUACCAAAAGCCAGAAUCCAAACAAUAAAGAUGACUUUGAUAAUAUGCUUUGCGUUCUUUAUUUCCUGGCUGCCGGCCACAGUGUUUCACAUCUUGGACGUUUAUCAAAUCAACAUGCUAGAUUUUCGUUACUACAUCGUGCUGCAGCGCUUAUAUCCCCUCAACAGCGCGUGCAAUCCAGUCAUAUUCUUGUUCUUCAGCAGGAAUAUUUUACCGUGCGGGUCACUAAAGUCUUCGGAAACGACGAGAGGUUAUGACAGUGUUGACACCACAAACACCACAUCAUGA